AUGUUUCCGAGCGCGAAGGACCCACGCAAGACGAGUAUCCUAGACGACUCAGUCGGUCUAGAGUUGAACCUAGCUCAACAGGGCAACGGCAAAGGGAAGGGCAAGAACAGACAAAACACAGCAGGAGGCUUCAGUUUCUCUUCAUCGCGGAACGCUGGUGUCGUGAAGUCGAAGCCCGCACCAACGGCGAGGGCGACACAAAACUUGGGCGCGCGGUUCUACGAAAGGGAUGGGUUGAAGAUACCACUCUACGAGAAGAAGGGGAAGAAGAGGGCGCACGCUCGCGCAUCAGUCGGACUUCGUAACAAGUCUGAGGAGGAGUUGCUGAGCAUCGUGGGGGAAUAUGCAGGCACAGAAGUUAUGCGAGAGUUCAAACAGAGAGCGCGUAACAAGAAGGAAAUCGCGGAAUGGAUCGAGGCGAAGGAAACGCUCGCCCUCGGACCUAAUCCAAAGAGUCAGCUAAAUCGUAAGUCACAGGCAGAGAUUACCAAAGGAGAAUACCUUGAAGAUAAGCUUACAGGUGUAGCUACACAACUGGAAGCGAAUGGAGCUACACGCCCCGACAAAGUCGCCCGAGGCAGGAACUCAAGUACGCCAACUCCUACCGCGAAACUUAAGGAAAGCAAGGUGCACAAAUCGACGGAAGCACAUGAUGCAUUCAUUGUACAGUCAAACAGGACCUCGCCUGCGAAGGUCGCCCCGUCUGUUGACAAGAAGAGAGGCGCACCUGACGGAGCGCUGGAUGGCCAACCACACCUGAAGCACCAAAAGCUUGAUUCCCAAGCAAACAUGCCAUCUACCGAUGUUAUUUCAACAAAUGGGCUUCCAGCUAAAAAGAAGGCUACAAAGCCCAUGGCAGAGCUGUCUGCUCAUACGGAAUCUGCCCAUAGUCCUACCACCCAGAGCGCCGAGCGCAUUAGCGCGACCGACCUUCUCCAAGCACUCAUGAACGACGUAGGUCUUAGCCCUUCUCAAGUCGAAACCUCUACGAGGAUCGUAGCUUUGCCGAAGCAUGGCGAAAACAGAGUCCUAACUGUAACAUCAAACACUAAAACCGGUCAGGUCACACUUCACGACACGGGCAUUCCAAGUUGUUACAACGACUACAACGGAAGUCAAGCAGUUCAAGCCAUAACACCAUAUCUCAAGAAGGGAAAACAUGGUCCUAAUGGAGACUUCUUCAGCGACCCAGCUCGAGCUACCGGAAAAGGACAUGACUACGACCCAGACGACACGAAGAGAUACGAUGAGUUUCUGCACUUUCGUUGUUUCUUCUAUAAGAGAUAUCCGUCAUACCCAAAACUUCACGAAGGCGAGAAGAUCGAACCAGAAGUCAAGGCGGCUUGGGACGUUCAGCAGGCAUGGUAUGGAAAAUUCUCCGAGAAGUACCCUGGUAGGCGCCUCGAUCAGUGGCCUUGUGGUUGUCGGAAGCUAUGUGAGGAGAGUGAGAGUGAGAGUGAGAGCGAGGAGGAAUAG
Cucurbitaria berberidis CBS 394.84 is the source of this 1476-nucleotide messenger RNA. RefSeq lists its product as uncharacterized. The transcript is spliced from 2 exons. Lineage: Eukaryota; Fungi; Ascomycota; Dothideomycetes; Pleosporales; Cucurbitariaceae. Bases 1 to 1476 code for a protein of 491 amino acids. The record is from RefSeq and is a predicted model, not a curated record.